This is a messenger RNA of Symbiodinium pilosum, 294 nucleotides long. The record is from the annotation of a GenBank genome assembly. NCBI's taxonomy places the organism in Eukaryota, Dinophyceae, Suessiales, Symbiodiniaceae.
AUGCAGCCUCUAGUUAAGGAUAUUCGAGACGCCAAGCCCAAGGCCUCGGAAGAGUUUGGCGCUGUGGACCUGGCCCAAAGUCUGUGGGCGUGUGCAACCUUGAAGCUGGACCAGGGCCUUGCACAGCCGCUCUUCUCAGCUGCGGCAGAGAAGUGCACCGAAUUCACCGUUGUGGGCCUGUCCAGCGUGAUGUGGUCUGCAGCAGCGCUUGCAAUUACCGACCCCGGGGCUUGCUAUGCGAUGAGGACCCAGGCACGCGAGCUGGCGAACCGAUGCCGAGACUCGCCCAUGUAA